Messenger RNA from Plasmodium vivax (malaria parasite P. vivax), 2796 nucleotides. RefSeq lists its product as hypothetical. Lineage: Eukaryota; Apicomplexa; Aconoidasida; Haemosporida; Plasmodiidae. Bases 1 to 2796 code for a protein of 931 amino acids. The transcript is spliced from 2 exons. The record is from RefSeq and is a predicted model, not a curated record.
AUGUAUUGCCUAAUGAAAAAUGCAUUAAAUUUCGAUAAGUUUAAGAACAUCAAAAUUGACUUAAUCAACAAGGUAAAUGCCUCUGACAUCACAGAUUCUUAUGAAGAAAAUGAAGUAUUCAACCUUUUAAAAGAUAAAGAAUUUUUCUCUGAAGGGUUAGAACUCAGUAGACAUAGCAAUUUGGAAUGCACAUCUUCAGUGCAAAAGAAAUUGAAGCAUAUUAAUAACUUAAAACGGCAUUUAAAUGAUAUAACGAACUUAAGACAGCUUGAAAAAUGUAGGUUAUAUAAAGAGACAGGUAGAGUUAAAACAAUUCACAGGAGAACCGUAGCAGUUUCUUCAUUUUUAAAAAGUGGGCAUGAUGACUGUUACGACGAUAAGAGCGUGGAAAUGUUGAAUAGCAAUGUUCCGCUUUUUGGAGAAGUCAAAAGAGUGUAUAAAGAUGUGUUUUGUAAAACGGUGUCCAGGAGGAUCCAGAAAAAGGGACUAAUAAGAAAAACAUUUUUUAAAACGUUCAUGUUUAAGUACAUUUCUGAGUUCAACAGUAAUAGUGACAGGAAGCAUAUAGACAUAACUAAAUUUGAGCUGACAAACGGAAAAUUAAUUGCGUAUCUUCACUGUUAUGAAAAAUGCUCCCCUGAAAAGGUGCACCAGGUUAGAAGUGUGCAGAUUUAUUCAAAAAAGAAAAUUCAUUGUAAAUCUAUCAUUACAAAAAAAAGUGUUAGUUCUGUAAAAAGAAAUAAACAAAUGCGAACGUGCUUGAGGAGGGAAAAGUCCGAACGGCAUUGCGAUGAUAGGGACCAGGUUAAACGCGGCUCCAACGAAUUGCAUAAUGCACCAGAAAAAAUAUAUAGAAAGAGAGAGAUAGAUCGGAAGAACGAAUUUAACAAUUGCUGUGCAGAUAACUGUGAAGAAUCGCCCUUUUUGGAGUUUCACAAAAAUAAAGGGCAAAAUGCUCACAUAGAGUUUGUGAACAGGGGCGAAACGGUCAACACUUUAAUCGAAGGGGGAUGCAAGAAUAAUUUAAAAAUUCACCCCUUCAGUAACCUUGGAAAUGGAGAAAUGAAAGAUCUGAAGAAGCCUAAGGAAGUGUUCGAAAUUCACAAUUCGGAAAAUGUACAUAAAAAUUCAUCAAGUCAGAAAAACAUAAAUUUGAGUGAGCUGCGCAGAGUGAGCACCAAUGACCAGCAGAAUAAUAAAAAGGAAUUUAAAAGGAUACGGGACCCCCGUUUUAAUUUUCUCAGCAAUAAUGUGAACUUUUACGAAAGAGUGAUUAAUGAAGAGAAGUGUAAAGCAGAAAAUGCAAAAAAGGGCGAUAAUAUUUGCAGUCAAAAUAUAAUGCAAAAUGGAGAAAUGAACGAAAUAAAGCAGAAAAUCAAAACAGCGCUAAUCAGCUUGAAUAGUAUAAGAAAGAACAAUUAUAAGUUAAAAUUUUGUCUUGAAAAGGAAAUUAUAGAUAACACCAUUCACCAAAAUGAGUUAAAAAGAAGUUUAGGUUCCGUUUUUAGUGAAAAUAGUGCACAUAGAAAAAGUGCGCACAUGGGUCGAAAUUCCCCAGAUGGGGGAAGUAAAAGUGUAGACAAGCGCAGAAAUGGUAGACACGAUGGUGAUAACCAUCAGGGGCAAAAGGCUAAAACGCAAAGAGAGGAAAAUGCACAAAAUGGUUUCUGCAAUCAUGUUAGGAGCAUGGACGAAAAGGUCCCCAUAGAGGAAAAAAGGAGCAGCGGUUACAAUAGUGUGAGUUGUGAAAAAAAUAAAAACGAACGUCUUCACUCAACGGAAGAAGGUGCCAAAUCAACGCGCGCCGUUAUAAAAAACGAUCAAAAUGAAGGCAAGACCAAAUUAGUCAGUAAGACGGAGGCCAAAAGGAACCACUUUAACGAAUGGAGGGACACCGAACUGGUUCAAAAGCGCCACACAAAUGGAAAAAAGGAGCAAAAUUUACCAAAAAGAGAUGUAAAACUGAGCAAUCGUGCACUUACAUUAAAUGGAGAAACGCCAAAUAGACAUACCUGCAGUGGUAAAAGUUUGAAGGAUGAAGAGAAAAGUGCCACUUUAAAUAACACCCAAAAAGUGCAUAGUUGGGGAGUGGCCAUUCAGGCAAAAACGAACGGCUUAAAAAAUUACGAAAAGGAAAAGAUUCGUGGAAUUGACGAAAGGGCACGUAGUAACUUUUUGGGUGACCUAAAAAGCAAAGUUGAAAAGGUAGAGGCGAAAGAAAUGGACAGAAAAAAUGAAUACAUCAAAGUUGAAGGUAAUUAUAAAAACUCAAGCGGGGUGAACAAAUCGACAAAGCAAUUUAAAGAAAAUAAUAGCUACGCGAACAGAAACAAAAGUAAGGAGACAGUUAAAAAUAUUGAAGCAAAUAAUUUGAAUAGCCCCUUGGAUGGUGAAAAAAAAACGCAUAACAUAGUUGCUAAUUCGAGGGAUUGUACGAAAAGAUUUACAGCUUCACAAGAAAUCCCUUGUGAUGAAGCAAAUAGGGAAAGGAAACAGUUUGACCUAAAUAACGUAAGAAACAUAAAAAAAAUAAUAACCUGCGGAAUAUAUGUAAACAAGGAGAUGGACCGAAUAAAUAAAAGAAACAAAAUUGCAAUAAGCUUAAUUGAGAACUAUUUAGAAAACACAAAUAGGACAUCUUCAUUUUUUUCCAAGCAAAAGGAAAAAAAGGUGUGUCUUCAAAAAAAUUGUAUACCUGGAAGGGAAUAUGACAAAAAAGAGGCCAAAGUUUUCCCCGGGCUGUAUGACCAUUACGCAUUUCUACUGCUUAACGUUAAAAAUUACAAAGUUGUGUGA